CACGCUAUGAUUGUCCCGUGGCCGCGGAUUACGGCCUCCAGGCCCAUUGAGGACGCCUGUCGGACUUUCUAUCUCUCUCUACUGGCGCUAGCCUUUCCUGACCGCGCAUCGGGCUCGGACAGGUCAAUACCGGCCCCCGACGAGCGCGCAUGCAGCACAGGGUAGCUAGAACUUCGGUCUACCGAAUGCGCGUCUUCCGGCGAGGUGUAUAUAUACCUGACUACACCGAUUUUUCCCCUCGCACAACGUGGUCGCGACCAUCCACAUGCGCUUCACGCGGCACUGGCUUUCACAGUCCGGCUCUCACGCUCGGCAUCGCGAUGACUACGGGACUCGGCGGUGCUCAUGUACCUCCUGCUGCCCUUCUUUACCCUCGCCACUUUCCCUCGGCCCACCCACGAUGGGACGACCCCGACUUCGCGUGGCUAUAUGUGGCGCCGGAAUCGGAGGACUCGUAGCCGCGCUCUGUCUAGCGCGAUAUCCAGACAUAGACGUUACGGUCUACGAGGGCGCUUCUCGACUCGCGGAGGUGGGCGCGGGUAUUGGCUUUUGGCCGAGACCUAGGGAAAUUCUCAAGAGACUCGGCUUGGAGGAAGAGCUUAUGGAGCGCUCGUGCGUCGAGGCAGGAGAGGAAGAAGACACGAAAUUUAUCUGCCGCAAGAGCGACCAAGUCGAGAGCUAUCAUUUCUAUACCAUACAAGCGAAAGGCCGCCAACUGCGCGUCCACCGCGCCGACUUUCAGACCGUCCUGGUCGCACGCCUCAAGAAGCUCGGCCGCGACAAUGUCGUCUGCUCGAAACGACUCUCCUCAUAUACCGACUUCUCUUCAUCACCUGAUGUGUCCUCCUCUACGCUUCCCUCCUAUACCUCGCUCAAUUCCUCCCUCUUCCCAUCCCCCUCUGGCUACGGCACCGUCGCGACGUGCGACGUACUCAUCGGCGCAGACGGCCUUAAAUCGCGCGUCCGCGUCGGGAUGAUGGAGCGGGUGGUGUCCGAGGCUACUCGACAGGCUGGGGCGGAGGAUGUACACGCGCUCGCAGCGGCUGCGCAGCCCGUGUGGAGUGGCUUCGUCGCGUAUCGGGUUUUGAUCUCGGCGGACAAGCUGAGGGAGCGCGCGCCUGCGCACUCGCUCCUGUCGAAUCCCAUGCUGUAUUUUGGGAAGAAUGCGUGCAUCGUCGGCUACUCGAUUCAGAACGGCGCCUGUCUGAACGUGAUCUUCUUCACCUUCGACCCCGCGCAGGAGCACGGCGUUCACCCCGGCGAGUGGAUGCGCAAGGCGGCAAAGGCCGAGUUCGCGGGCGCCUUCGAGGGAUGGGAGCUGGAGGUGCAGGCGAUGUUGGAUUGCGUGGACGGUGCGCUGAGAUGGGCGGUGCAUACGACGAAGCCGCCGGGCUUGCCGACCUUCGCGCAUGGAAGUACGGCGCUUUUGGGUGAUGCUGCUCAUUCGAUGACACCCUUCCAAGGAAGCGGCGCUGGACAGGCGGUGGAGGACGCAUGGCUCCUCGCGCACCUUCUCGGCGAUCCCGCCGUCACUCGCGCCAACGUCUCCGCUGCCCUCCGCGUAUAUGACACCGCUCGUCGACCUGUAGCUCAAGAUGUGCAAGAGCGCUCGCGCGUUAACGGCCACCUUCUCGCGUUGAAUUACCACGGCAUUGACUUUGACGCGCUGGAAGGGGAGGCGCAGUGUGUGGCGCUCAUUGAGCUCGGCGAGCAAAUGCAACGCGACUGGGAAUGGGCGUGGUCGACGUCGACAGAUGGGAUGGUCCAGGAUAGCUUGGAGGCUUUGCGACGGGCGGUCUUAUAGCUCGCGCAGGUCUUGUGUUUGGUUUGCUUUCCGGUAAUGUAUCUUGGUAAGGCUCGGAUUUCCUGCGUUCGGUUCAACAGCAUGUAUCAUUAGAUCCUAUAGGUACCAUCAGUGUAUCAUAUCCUCUUUGUGUAUGCCAGUUAUACUCCAUUC
Molecule: messenger RNA, 1957 nt
Organism: Schizophyllum commune H4-8
Lineage: Eukaryota; Fungi; Basidiomycota; Agaricomycetes; Agaricales; Schizophyllaceae
Product: FAD/NAD(P)-binding domain-containing protein
Exons: 13
Coding region: 266-1804 (512 amino acids)
Biological process (GO): secondary metabolite biosynthetic process
Molecular function (GO): FAD binding
Source: RefSeq, a predicted model, not a curated record